AUGCCAUUAAUUGGAGGCUCCAAACCGAGCGAUCCUGAAAUCCGGAAGGCGGAGAAGAGCGCGGCGAACGAGGCGCGCCAUGAGCAGCGCAACCUCGAACACGCCGUCAAGGACCUGAACAAGGCAGAGAAGUCGCACGAGAAGGGCAUCAAGGCGGUAGACAAGGCGCAGCAUGCACUGGACGAAGCGGUAAAGGAAGAGCACGCCACCGCGAUGGAGCUCAACAAGGCAGAGCACAAACACGAUACUGCCGUCGCUGAUCAUAGGAACGCCGUGAAGGAACUCGAGUUAAGCAAGCAGCAUGAGCAGCGGCUCCAGGAAGAUGUGCUGCAAUGCAGACGUACCAUGGAGGAGCUUCGGAAGCAAAGGGAUGCUAACGAUCGAACGCGCGAAGGGAAGCUGUCCCAACUUCACGCUUCCAGCACCAGAAUCAUCGAUGAAGGGUCUUCCCGGGUGCCCACAGGCGCUGCUUGA
Molecule: messenger RNA, 474 nt
Organism: Sparassis crispa
Lineage: Eukaryota; Fungi; Basidiomycota; Agaricomycetes; Polyporales; Sparassidaceae
Exons: 4
Coding region: 1-474 (157 amino acids)
Source: RefSeq, a predicted model, not a curated record